CUCAUUGAUGGAUCUUGUGUAUCCAAAACCAUCUCAAACUUGGCCAUAAUUCCUCACUCACCAUGGCCAAAACCAAAACCAUCUCAAAAUUCCUCUGUAUUUUCACAAUUCUCUUGUAUCUAACCACCGCCGCCCCAGCAAAACAUGACAAGUUAGGCAGACACUUAUCUCCAUCAAAACUGGGCCUCAAGACAGAAAAACUAAGCCAUCUCCAAUUCUACUUCCAUGACAUAGUCAGUGGAAGAAACCAAACUGCAGUGAAAGUUGCAGAGGCAGCAAUGACUAGAACCUCACCAACAUUUUUUGGUGCUAUGGUGAUUAUGGAUGACCCAUUGACUGCAUGUCCUGAUGUGAAGUCCAAACUGGUUGGAAGGGCGCAAGGGAUUUACGCCUUUGCCUCGCAACACGAAAUAGGGCUGUUGAUGGUGCUGAAUUUUGCUUUCAUGGAAGGCAAGUACAAUGGGAGUACACUCAGUGUGUUGGGUCGCAACACUGUGUUCUCUGCAGUUCGGGAGAUGCCGAUUCUUGGUGGGAGCGGGUUGUUCCGGUUCGCGCGAGGCUAUGCAGAGGCUAGAACUCAUGUCCUUAGAACAGGGGAUGCUGUUGUCAAAUAUGAUGUAUACGUCUUCCAUUAUUGAGAGGAGUUGUUUUUGUUGUUGAUUCUGACACUGAGUUUCAUUGUUUGGGUAGAUUUUGGAAGUUUGAUUAUAAUUGAUGGCAGUGAUGAAAUUGAGAUAGCUA
This is a messenger RNA of Tripterygium wilfordii, 741 nucleotides long. Its product is annotated as dirigent protein 22-like. Bases 63 to 638 code for a protein of 191 amino acids. Lineage: Eukaryota; Viridiplantae; Streptophyta; Magnoliopsida; Celastrales; Celastraceae. The record is from RefSeq and is a predicted model, not a curated record. The transcript has a single exon.